AUGAAGCCCACCAUUCGAACCCAUCAGCCUCGCCCCGGGCGCCUCAAGGGCGUCUGGCUCUUCAUGUGCGCCAUUGUGUACCGCUACCUCUGCGAGAUAAUCUUCUUUCGUAUCAAGAUUCAAACACGCAAGUUCUGGGCCGCCCAGAAGCCCAACUACGUCAAGUCCUAUUCCGUGCGGCCCAUGCUCAACCACCACAUCUUCAUCCCACAGUCCCACCAAGAAGGCCAGACACACCCGGUUUACUUCCUGAUCCAUGGCGUUGCAUUUAUCAUAGGCACGCCGGCAAUGGACAACGCCCAGUCGCGAUUCCUAGCAGACAAGCACGACUACGUCGUCGCCUCACUAGCCUAUCGCCGCGCCCCAGAGCACCGCUUUCCAACGGCAAUCCAUGACAUCGCGGCAGUAAUAGAGGCCAUUCUCGACGACGGAAGCCUACCCAUAGACAGGACCAAGGUAGUGGUAGGCGGAUUCUCUGCCGGAGCCACGAUCUCUCUAGCCGUUGCACAGCUGCCGAGUCUCAAGAAGCGGAUUACGGCUCUUGUGGCUUUCCAACCCAUGACCGACCGCUCUGGCGAAGCCCGUGGGACAUACCUAGAGAAGAUGCCAUGGGGAGGCGAUGAUGACAUGAAGAAGACACAGGAGCUCUCGGACUGGGCUUUCCCUGCGGCUGGGCAGGAUUUGCGUGACAGGCUCUUGAGUCCGUAUCAUGCGUCGAGGUCUGAUAUCCCGCAGCCUGUGUGCUUUGUCACUGGAAGCGCCGAUAUGUCUUGUCAGGAGGCGUGUCUGUUAGCUGCCAAACUUGCCGGCCGAUCGAGUGACUGCGUGCUGGGAGCUUCCUGGGAACAGAAUCGAGUCAAGUACUGGUGCGCGAAGGAUAUGCCGCACGGAUGGACGCAUUUCUGGGUGCAGCUGCAGGGGGAGUGGCGCAAUGUGCAGUUACAGGCACAGCAGCAGGCGUGGGAGGAGGUUACGACGUGGCUGGAUGGGACUUUGUACGGUUAA
Messenger RNA from Aspergillus puulaauensis, 1005 nucleotides. RefSeq names its product alpha/beta hydrolase. Gene Ontology annotation, molecular function: hydrolase activity. The transcript has a single exon. The coding region runs from base 1 to 1005 and encodes 334 amino acids. Lineage: Eukaryota; Fungi; Ascomycota; Eurotiomycetes; Eurotiales; Aspergillaceae. The record is from RefSeq and is a predicted model, not a curated record.